GUUCGUAUGUUUAUCUUUGUGUAGGAGAAAAUUCCAGUGGAGGAAGUCUUCCAGCAGUUGAAAUGCACGAAGGAUGGGUUGACAAGUACCGAAGGAGAGAACAGGCUUCGUAUCUUUGGCCCCAGCAAGCUCGAAGAGAAAAAGGAGAGCAAAUCCUCAAGUUCUUGGGGUUUAUGUGGGAUGCUCUUUCAUGGGUCAUGGAGAGUGCUGCUAUCAUGGCCAUUGCUUUGGCCAAUGGAGAAGAGAAGCCUCCGGUUGUCUUACUCGUUAUCAACUCCACCAUCAGUUUCAUUGAAGAGAACAAUGCUGGGAAUGCGGCUGCAGCUCUCAUGGCUGGUCUUGCUCCUAAAACUAAGGUGUUGAGGGAUGGAAAAUGGAGUGACCAAGAUGCAGCAAUUUUUGGUUCCAGGAGAUGUGAUUACACUCCCAGUCACCAAGAACCCCGUGAUGAGAUCUUUUCUGGCUCCACAUGCAAACAAGGUGAGAUCGAAGCUGUUGUCAUUACAACUGGCGUCCAUACCUUCUUUGGCAAGGCUGCUCACCUUGUAGACAGCACCAACAAUAUAUAUGUUGGUCACUUCCAAAAGGUUUUGACAGCCAUUGGUAACUUUUGUAUUUUCUUAAUUAGGUUGGGAAUGGGCAUUGAGAUCAUAGUGAUGUACCCAAUUCAACACAUGAAAUACAGAGAUGGUGCCAUCACUAAGAGGGUGACCGCCAUUGAAGAAAUGGCAGGGAUGGAUGUCGUCUGCAGUGACAAAACCGGGACUCUCACCCUCAACAAACUUACAGUAGACAAGAACCUCAUUGAGGGGGUCGACAAAGAUACUGUUGUUUUGCUGGCUGCCAGGGCAUCCAGGGUUGAAAACCAGGAUGCUAUUGAUGCUUCAAUUGUAGGGAUGCUAGGUGAUCCCAAGGAGUCAAGGGCCGGAAUUACUGAGAAACAUUUCCUACCCUUCAACCCGGUGGAUAAGCGCACUGCAAUUACCUACAUUGAUAGUAAUGGCGAGUGGCAUCGUGUUAGUAAGGGUGCUCCAGAUCAAAUCAUUGAACUUUGCGGUCUCAAGGGAGAGAUAGAAAAGAAGGCUCAUCAAGUCAUCGACACGUUUGCUGAACGUGGGCUUCGCUUCCUAGCAGUUUCUCAACAGAGAAUUCCAGAGAAAACACAGGAGAGUGCUCGAGAACCAUGGGAAUUUGUGGGUCUCUUGCCUCUUUUUGAUCCUCCGAGACACGAUAGUGCAGAGACUAUCCGACAAGCCCUUGAGCUUGGAGUCAAUGUUAAAAUGAUCACUGGUGAUCAGCUUGCCAAUAUUGGCAAAGAAACAGGUCGAAGACUUGGCAUGGGCACUAACAUGUAUCCUUCUUCUUCUCUCCUUGGCGAGAGCAAGGAUGAAGCUCUCGCCGCUAUCCCUUUUGAUGAACUUAUUAAGAAGGCUGACGGAUUUGCUGGAGUUUUCCCUGAUAUUGGUAUUGCAGUGGCGGAUGCAACCGAUGCUGCAAGGAGUGCUUCAGAUAUUGUCUUGACAGAGCCAGGGUUGAGUGUGAUUAUAAGUGCUGUGCUAACAAGCAGAGCCAUCUUCCAGAGGAUGAAGAAUUACACAAUUUAUGCUGUUUCUAUCACAAUCCGUAUUGUGUUAGGAUUCAUGCUCGUUGCUCUGAUCUGGAAGUUUGACUUCUCGCCAUUCAUGGGUCAAGCCAUCUCCGUACCUGACUCAUGGAAACUUAGGGAAAUCUUUGCCACUGGUGUUGUCCUAGGGGCCUACAUGGCUGUCAUGACUGUAGUCUUCUUUUGGCUCGCUAAUGACACUGAUUUCUUCACCGAGAAGUUUGGGUUGAAGCCAAUUCAUGAUAACAAUAAUAAACUUACCUCUGCUCUCUACCUUCAAGUGGCUACUGUCAUUGCUGUGUAUGCAAACUGGGGCCUGUCUAGAAUUGAAGGCAUUGGAUGGGGAUGGGCAGCAGUUAUCUGGAUAUAUAGUGUCAUCACUUACGUUCCUCUUGAUGUCAUCAAGUUCGUCAUCCGCUACACCUUGAGUGGGGAUAAGCUGCUCCAGAAUAAGGGCAAGGAAGAGAGGGAGGCACAAUGGGCAUUGGCUCAACGCACCCUUCACGGUCUGCAGACCCCACAAACUAUCUUCAACAACAAUAAUAUCUACCUCGAGUUAUCUGAGAUUGCAGAGCAGGCCAAGAGGCGUGCCGAGGUUGCAAGGCUUAGAGAGCUCCACACCUUGAAAGGGCACGUUGAAUCAGUAGUGAAGUUAAAGGGUUUGGACAUUUACAACAUCCGACAACAUUAUACAGUGUAAAGGAGUUGAAGGUGGAUUCCAGGACAAUAAAUGCAUGGGCAACCAGAGAUGGGGCACAUGACCAACAUGGAAUUCAUUUUAGUCAUCUCUCCUUUAAUUAUCUUUUUCUUGUUUUUCAAUGUACGUCGGUGGGGUGGGAGGAAUAAGAUUAUGUGUUUGGUUGUGGAUUUCAGGUAGAGAAGUUUAUAAUAAGAAGAGCAUGUCAAU
This is a messenger RNA of Rubroshorea leprosula, 2510 nucleotides long. NCBI's taxonomy places the organism in Eukaryota, Viridiplantae, Streptophyta, Magnoliopsida, Malvales, Dipterocarpaceae. The record is from the annotation of a GenBank genome assembly.